AUGCUUGAGAAAUCUGAGUACACUGGCACUCGCAGUGCCACAGCACUCGGCGUCCUAGAGGCAGUGGGUAGUGAAACUCAUUGUGCAGUAUAUUGUGUUACAUCUGCAUAUAGUGGCAGCCCCACAGAAUGGACCUUCAACGAAGCGGAUUGGUUCUCGGUUUCACAGGGCUCCCUUCGUCGGAGCCUGGAAACGAGUAAAAACACCACAGUGGGGCCCCCAAUGGAGACCGGUCCCCAACAUGAGCCACCACUGGAGCCCCUCCUUACCCGCGUAGCAUCGGAGAGUUUUGACUCUAAGUGUAGAGGAAGCGGCCUCACACUGAAAAGGCGAGGCAAUCGUUCUCCUACUAUGCACUCACAGUGUUCGAAUAAGGAGAGUUCUUUUGAGGAUAAUAUGAAGGGUAUGGAGCGAGAACAAAGUAUGGGCAGCGAUCAGGUACGGCGGGGUGAGUUUGAGCAGCCCUCUGCCCACGCACUGCAUUCCACGUGGGAGGAGAUAUACCAAAGGGAGCUAAAAGCAGCGGCAGCGCGGAAGGCAUAUAUAAGUAGGCAGGGCAGGAGAAGUGUCCGCGAACGGGAAACUGUUGACAGUGGAAGUCGGAGUGAAAGCAGGAGCAGCAGCGUAAGCAGUGACACCUCAUCGAUAGAAGGAGAAGAAUGGUUUGGGCCAGAGUGCAUCAAGAUUGCUAGCUGGGUCAGCAGCACGCUGGGAAAGACCCACAAUCAUCCAUUGCAGCUCUAUUUUCGCGCUCUCCAUGCGUCACGUGGCACUUUUGGCAGUGUCGGGGAGGCGUGCGUGGGCAGUAGCUGUGACUGGUGCAGAGGGGAAGGCAUUCUGAUUUCCAAAGAGUUCAUGAGACUGCCAGUGCUGGACGUGGGGUGUGGGGGCGGGCAGGUUUUGGCGAGGCUGAAGCGAUGCGGCUUUCAGCGACUCGCCGGUAUUGAUUAUUCGGCAAGCGCUAUCCAACUUGCCAAGUCAAACCUCCGGUACCGGCAUUUUGAAGAGAAUGGAGGUAAAGGGUUUCAUAUUUGUCUAAGGCAGGCUGAUCUUCGAGAUUUGAAGCCACUUCGUGACCCGACCGCAACAAAUAUGCAUCUUCCGUGUAUAUGCUGCCACUGUGAAAGCUGCAGGGCACCUGCGAGCUCCCAUGAAGAGACACACGCAGAUGAGCGGGCGGAUCCUCUAGCUUCCAGCACUUGUGAGCCUGUGGAUGGUUUACCACAUUUUCCUGUGGUGUUCGAUAAAGGAACAUUCGAUGUCUUUUGGCUGAUGCACACGCCCGAGGUGUAUGUACAGUGCAUGCAUCGCUUGAUGCCGCAAUACGGACUGCUCUUCUUGACCUCAUGCAAUUGCACAGUGGAGGAGCUUGAUGCUCUUUUUUGCUUUAAAAGUGAAGCAGCAGCACAACCGACGGCAGAGCAAACUCCAGGGACCAGGGUCGACGGUGCAACUCCUGAAAGUGCACCCGGUCCAAGCAUUUCAACAACCCCCUAUUGUGGUAUUAGUACCUCACUGACUAAGGACCUGUGUAACGGAGAUGCAUCAGGGGGUUCACUGGACACCAAAUCUGGUGUAGCAUUCGAACGGAUUGGGACGUUACCUCACAGGUCCUUCAAAUUUGGUGGAGCUGAAGGACAGGUGGUAACUUCAGUGCUUCUCAGACGGCUCUGA
Molecule: messenger RNA, 1674 nt
Organism: Cyclospora cayetanensis
Lineage: Eukaryota; Apicomplexa; Conoidasida; Eucoccidiorida; Eimeriidae
Exons: 4
Coding region: 1-1674 (557 amino acids)
Biological process (GO): peptidyl-lysine dimethylation; peptidyl-lysine monomethylation
Cellular component (GO): cytoplasm
Molecular function (GO): protein-lysine N-methyltransferase activity
Source: RefSeq, a predicted model, not a curated record